CAUGGCGGCCGCGGGGGUCGGUGUCUGUCUCUGAGCGGCGUCGGAGCCGGAGCCAGGUCCCCGUCCUGUGGCGAGCGAACCCCUCGGUGGUCCACGGCCCCUGCCGGCCGGUGAAGCCUGGCUCCCUCGGCGGAGCUCGGAGAAUGUAACAGCUCGCUGGCGGCGGCGGCGGCGUCCGGAGCCGGGGGAGGGGGUGUCUCGGACCUAGACCCCCGGGCUGCGGGCUGAGGGCUGCGGGCGGCGGAAGCGACCGGGCCUCCUCCCCCCGUGACGGCCUCCUGACUUCGGGGCCGCCAGAGCUUCGUCCCUUACGCGCCGGUCCCGGAUCAGGACACCGGGGUAGUCUCGGUUUCCCCGACCUGGGACACCCUGUUUCCUCAGGCUGGAGGAGCGUCGACCCCGGAGUAAGCCCCCCAUGCCCUGCCCCGGGAGCCUCCCCUUCCCCCCGAGCCGCCCUUUGCCGCGGAUCCCGGCCCCGCGUUUGGCCACGGAGCCCCCCAUUCAUAGCCCCUCCCUGCUGUCAGGCGGCCUCCGCUGUCCGCCAGGUUACCCCCGCGAGCCUGUGAUGCCCUGACUUCUUCCCAUGUCACCUUCCGCCCCCCUGGUCCCGGCGAAGCCACAGACUUUAAUGGAAAGGAAAAGUCUAGAUUGGUUUCACAGGCCUUUUAAAAAGCGGGCUUAAAAGUUGCUGGCGACGCACUCCUGCUCAGUCUGCCUGAGGGCGAGCUUUCUGUGAAGUCCGUGUGCCCAGUGUCCUCUUCCGGAGAGCAGUGUAGGGUGGAGAAGCCGAGAUAGGGCCGCGGUGGCUCCCGCAGGAGCACCCGAAAAUGGUCAGCGUUUCCUUUAUGCUUGGGAAGUGAAGUGAAUUUAGCGUCGUUGGUCCUUUUCAGCAACCCCUGUGAAUAUUUCUGUUUGAGUUUUUCUCCUUGAAAAAGAAAAUCACUCAGUCCGUACAGUGUACUUCGGAUCAAGAAACUUUUGGGUUGCAUCGUAAUUAAAAUUGAUAAACUGUGGAAAUCAUUGGAACUCCGUUUACAUGUGUCAGUCCGAACUGUGUUCCCUUUCCUUGCGGAAGACAUUUUUCUGAGAUUGGCGUCAGUUGCUGAAUGUGAAACCCCACUACAUACUGUUUUCCUUCUAAGCCCACUGACUGUUCUGGAAGACCUUGGUCCCUCUUCUGGCAAGGGGUGCCCAUCAUUGCUUUAUGGGGCAGCAGCCUGGAAAAGUUCUUGGGGACCAAAGAAGGCCAAGUUUGCCCGCCCUGCAUUUUAUCAAAGGAGCAGGGAAAAAGGAGUCAUCGAGGCAUGGCGGUCCACACUGCAAUGUUUUUGUGGAGCAUGAAGCCCUGCAGAGGCCAGUAGCAUCUGACUUCGAGCCCCAAGGUCUGAGCGAAGCUGCUCGUUGGAACUCCAAGGAAAACCUCCUCGCUGGGCCCAGUGAAAAUGACCCCAACCUGUUCGUUGCGCUGUAUGACUUCGUGGCCAGUGGUGACAACACUCUCAGCAUCACUAAAGGUGAAAAGCUCCGGGUCCUGGGCUACAAUCACAAUGGGGAAUGGUGUGAAGCCCAAACCAAGAAUGGCCAAGGAUGGGUCCCAAGCAACUACAUCACGCCUGUCAACAGCCUGGAGAAGCAUUCCUGGUAUCACGGGCCGGUGUCCCGCAAUGCCGCCGAGUACCUGCUGAGCAGUGGGAUCAACGGCAGCUUCCUGGUGCGAGAGAGCGAGAGCAGCCCUGGCCAGCGCUCCAUCUCCCUGCGCUAUGAGGGGAGGGUGUACCACUACCGGAUCAACACCGCCUCCGAUGGCAAGCUCUACGUCUCCUCCGAGAGCCGCUUCAACACUCUGGCCGAGCUGGUCCACCACCAUUCCACGGUGGCCGACGGGCUCAUCACCACCCUGCACUACCCCGCACCCAAGCGCAACAAGCCCACGGUCUACGGCGUGUCCCCCAACUACGACAAGUGGGAGAUGGAGCGCACGGACAUCACCAUGAAGCACAAGCUGGGCGGCGGCCAGUACGGGGAGGUGUACGAGGGCGUGUGGAAGAAGUACAGCCUCACGGUGGCCGUGAAGACCUUGAAGGAGGACACCAUGGAGGUGGAAGAGUUCCUGAAAGAGGCUGCAGUAAUGAAGGAGAUCAAGCACCCCAACCUGGUGCAGUUGCUCGGGGUCUGCACGCGGGAGCCCCCGUUCUACAUCAUCACCGAGUUCAUGACCUACGGGAACCUGCUGGACUACCUGCGGGAGUGUAACCGGCAGGAGGUGACCGCCGUGGUGCUGCUGUACAUGGCCACGCAGAUCUCCUCGGCCAUGGAGUACCUGGAGAAGAAGAACUUCAUCCAUAGGGAUCUCGCGGCCCGAAACUGCCUGGUCGGAGAAAACCACUUGGUGAAGGUGGCAGACUUCGGCCUGAGCAGGCUGAUGACAGGGGACACCUACACAGCCCAUGCUGGAGCCAAGUUCCCCAUCAAGUGGACCGCGCCCGAGAGCCUGGCCUACAACAAGUUCUCCAUCAAGUCCGAUGUCUGGGCAUUUGGAGUGCUGCUUUGGGAAAUUGCUACCUAUGGCAUGUCACCUUACCCAGGCAUUGACCUGUCCCAGGUGUACGAGCUGCUAGAGAAAGACUACCGCAUGGAGCGCCCGGAGGGCUGCCCAGAGAAGGUCUACGAACUCAUGCGAGCAUGUUGGCAGUGGAACCCCUCUGACCGGCCUUCCUUUGCUGAAAUCCACCAGGCCUUUGAAACCAUGUUCCAGGAAUCCAGUAUCUCAGACGAAGUGGAAAAGGAGCUGGGUAAACAAGGCGUGAGAGGGGCUGCGAGCACCUUGCUGCAGGCCCCAGAGCUGCCCACCAAGACCAGGACCUCCAGGAGAGCAGCCGAGCACAGAGACGCCCCUGACGUGGCUGAGACACCCCACUCCAAGGGCCAGGGAGAGAGUGAUCCCCUGGACCACGAGCCUGCCGUGUCGCCACUGCUCCCCCGAAAAGAGCGAGGCGCCCCCGACGGAGGCCUCAAUGAAGACGAACGCCUCCUUCCCAAAGACAAAAAGACCAACCUGUUCAGUGCCUUGAUCAAGAAGAAGAAGAAGAUGGCCCCGACCCCUCCCAAACGCAGCAGCUCCUUCCGGGAGAUGGACAGCCAGCCCGAGCGCCGGGGCCCGGGCGAGGAGGACAGCCGGGAGGUCAAUGGGGCCCCAGCUCUCGCCACCGCCGACGCCGCCGAGCCCGCCAAGUCUCCAAAGCCCAGCAGCGGAGCUAGUGUGCCCAACGGGGCCUUCCGGGAGCCAGGGGGCUCAGGCUUCCGCUCCCCUCACCUGUGGAAGAAGUCCAGCACGCUGACCAGCAGCCGCUUAGCAGCCAGCGAGGAGGAGGGCGGCGGCAGCACCAGCAAGCGCUUCCUGCGGUCCUGCUCGGCCUCGUGCGUGCCUCACGGAGCCAAGGACACUGAGUGGAGGUCCGUCACGCUGCCGCGGGACCUGCAGUCCACCGGGAGGCAGUUUGACUCGUCCACCUUUGGAGGGCACAAGAGCGAGAAGCCGGCCCUGCCGCGGAAGCGCACAAGCGAGAACAGGCCUGAGCAAAUGGCCAGGGGCACAGUGACACCCCCACCCAGGCUGGUGAAGAAGGGCGAGGAAGCUGCUGACGAGGUCUUCAAGGACGCCCCCGAGUCCAGCCCGGGCUCCAGCCCCCCAAGCCUGACCCCCAAGCUCCUCCGCCGGCAGGUGGUGAUGGCCCCGUCCGCUGGGCUCGCCCACAAGGAAGAGCCUGGCAAGGGCAGUGCCUUAGGGCUCCCGACAGCUGCUGAGCCGGGGCCCCCCACCAGCAGGGUGGGAGCAGGCACCCCCGGGGGCCCUGGCAAAGGCCCUGCUGAGGAGUCCAGGGUGAGGCGGCACAAGCACUCCUCUGAGUCCCCGGGCAGGGACAAGGGGCGGCUGUCCAAGCUCAAACCUGCGCCCCCGCCCCCGCCCGCCCCUGUGGGGAAGGCUGGGAAGGCCUCGCAGGGCCCGGGCCUGGAGGCCGCGGGGGAGGCCGGCACGAAAGCCAAGCCCACAGCUCUGGCUGUGGAUGCUGUGAACAGUGACACCGCCAAGCCCAGCCAGCUUGCAGAGGGCUUCAAAAAGCCGGUGCUCCCAUCUGGGCCCAAGCUGCAGUCUGCCACCAAGGCACCAGGGACUCCCACCAGCCCGGUGCCCGCUCCCUCCUUGCCAGCAGCAUCCUCGAGCCUGGUAGGAGACCAGCCGUCCUCCACCGCCUUCGUCCCCCUCAUAUCUACCCGCGUGUCACUCCGCAAAACGCGCCAGCCCCCGGAGCGGAUCGCCAGCGGGGCAGUCACAAAGGGCAUGGUCCUGGACAGCACGGAGGCACUGUGCCUCGCCAUCUCCCGGAACUCGGAGCAGAUGGCCAGCCACAGCGCAGUGCUGGAGGCCGGCAAGAACCUGUACACGUUCUGCGUGAGCUACGUGGACUCCAUCCAGCAGAUGAGGAACAAGUUCGCCUUCCGAGAGGCCAUCAACAAACUGGAGAACAACCUCCGGGAGCUGCAGAUUUGCCCGGCGACGGCGGGCGGCGGCCCCGCGGCCACGCAGGACUUCAGCAAGCUGCUGAGCUCCGUGAAGGAGAUCAGCGACAUUGUCCAGAGGUAGCAGAAGCCAGGAUGCACCAGCUGGAGCUGCCCGCAGCCCACGAGGGCUCACCCAUGCCUGUGACGGUGGCUGACCAAGGACCCCGAGCCGGCACCUAGGCCCAGGGCUCUGCACUGGGUGGCCGGGGCCCUGUGGACCCAGCCCUACUACCUAUGCUGCGCACGGCUGUGUCCCGCACCUCUCGUCAGCCCGGCCCCCUCAGCCACACCGGCCUCGCCUUGCAUCUGCAGUCCCUGCUCUGCACUGUGCCCGGCUGGCUGGGGCCCACCAGGCCUGGCCCCACCAGGUGCCGUGGACAGAGCGCUCUGGGGCCAGCCGAUGGGCGCUGUCCCUCAUGUUCCUGUCCGGAGACCUCCUCCGGUUGUGCCUUCUCUGUCACAUCUCCACCCCGGGGAGGGAGCCCCCGAGCUGUCUGCACCUGCCACACUGACGACCCCUGAGAGAGCCCCUUCCCGGGACGGCUGUGCCCGCCAGUGCCCCCCGGUCACUCCCCACUCCUGCGCCUGCCCCGGGGUUGGCUUUCCCCAUCUCCUGGCGAGGAGGAUGCUGGUGGUUUGAGGGGAACUCGGGGCAUGUCCGGGCCAUUCUUGCUGUCCUGAUGUGUCUGCGCGUCCUAGCUGGGAAGCUUGAGUCCUCGGAGGGCAGUGGGGCCACCAGUCUCUGCCCUCCCGAGCCUCUGAGACCGCGCAGGUGCUUGCAGGCCCUCCCUGUGACGCAACAGCCUCUGGCGGGAGGAGCAGACCGUGGGCGGCCCUGGGGGACCGCGUGGCACCGCCAGCGUCCCUGAACCACACCCGUGUCUCUCCUCGUCACGCAGCACCACCCAGCCUGCUGUGUGUGGGCGCAUCGCCAGUAUGGAGAGCCCAGGGUCACCAUGGUGCUUGGCGCGUUCUCCGCCAGCCGCCCAGGGACAGGGCUGAGGCGGGGCCCUGCCUCGCGGGUCCCUUGGCCAUGCGUGGGCAGCCCGCGGGAGAGCGCACGGGCACCCCGGCCCUCCUUGUGCCAGCAGCCUCGGGGCCUGUGUGUGCACCAGUCAGCUAACCCGAGACCGCGUGGGUGGCAGCGGCAGUUCCCACAGCUCGUCAGCCCCGCCCCUCCGGUGGCCUUGCAGAGAAACCAGACGCCGCCGGCCCCGCCCGCCCGGCCCAGGGACUGCCCUUCCUGUUACGGGCCGCGCCGCUCUAUGUCGCAUUUAUACUUCGGUAAUUACACUUUUUAUAGACUCACUUUUAUAUGUGGCGUGUAAAUAGUUUUCCACUGCGUCCCCUCUGGAGUGCCCGUGGUCUCCCCGUUUUCCCCUUGGUCCAGUACAUUUUGUUUCUGUAUAUGACUCUGUGUUUUUUGAAUCCAGAUCUCUCCUCUGUAGUAUUUUUUAAAUAAAUAAGUGUUUACAAAAUGA
Chinchilla lanigera (long-tailed chinchilla) is the source of this 6041-nucleotide messenger RNA. It is a transcript of the gene Abl1, whose product is annotated as ABL proto-oncogene 1, non-receptor tyrosine kinase. Lineage: Eukaryota; Metazoa; Chordata; Mammalia; Rodentia; Chinchillidae. The transcript has 11 exons. Gene Ontology annotation, molecular function: ATP binding; protein binding; non-membrane spanning protein tyrosine kinase activity. Bases 1205 to 4642 code for a protein of 1145 amino acids. Gene Ontology annotation, biological process: regulation of apoptotic process; protein phosphorylation. The record is from RefSeq and is a predicted model, not a curated record.